AGAGGAGAAAGAAAAGGGAUAAAGAGGAAAAUAUCACACACACCCGCGCGCGCAGAGGGAAAGAGAGAGAUAGAGAGAGGGACCCAGACAGGGGAAAGAACAGGGACGAGAAAAGAAAAGGAGAUCGCGCUCUCGGGUACUCUCUCGAUCGCUGCGAGGGUGCGAGAGAGCGGCGAGGAAAAGGUAGAAAUUUUUCUCCUCGUAGACGACUCGCUCGAGAGGGGAAGGCGACGGAAAAGAGAAAAGAAAGAACGAGAGAGAAAAAUCGUUUCGGGGACGAUAUACGCGCGUACGUAUUUUCGAAACAAGUGACCGAAGGUUCAUCGAGAUUCGUUGAAGAACAGUUCCAGUCCAGGGAGAAAGAGAUCGCGAGACCACGUUCUUCGUAUACCGCGACAUCGUUAUUCUACGUUAUUUAUCGAUAUCGAAUCGAGCCGGCCAUCCGGAAGAACACGUCGCCGGACAGGAUCGUCGGGGUCGUCUGUCGUUGACGACCGUCCUGGAUAGGAAACGGAAGAAGAGUGCCGACAUGUCGGCCUUGAACGCCGGGCCCUGUCGACCCGGGAUUAUACUCUACCUGGCGGCCGUUCUACUGGCAUCGCAGUCCGAUUCUGCACCCGUUUACGACCAGGAUACCACACAAGUAGCGGAAUACGAUGGAGCCACUUCCGGAUGCUACUACAACUACCAGCACUACAAGGAGGGGGACAGAAUCAUCACGAACGAGCCGUGUUUAAACUGCACGUGCCACAAUCGAAUGCUGAUGUGCUACCUCAGGGUUUGCCCGUUCACGAAAGCGAUCGGCCAGGAUUGCACGGUUGAGAAACGGCCGGAUCAAUGCUGCCCGGUCAUCACCUGUCCAGAGGUGCCGGUACAGUUGUUGACCUCCACCACUAGCGCGCCAUCCACUUCCGGCUCCACGGCGGUCGGGUUCCACGACAAUUACGGGUGCAACGUGGACGACAGGUUCUACGCGGACGGUGCCCAACUGCCCACCGAUCCUCAGAAUCCUUGCGAGCUCUGCUACUGCAUCAGGAACAGGACAACCUGCGUCAUGCAGGAGUGUACUUUGCGCGUGGCAGGGUGCAGGCCGGUCUAUCAACCGGGUGUAUGCUGUCCUGUCAAAUACAAUUGCGAAUACGACGAGGAACAAGCGACGACGGUUGAACCAACGCCCGGCCUCAUCAUGACCACAACGAUGGCCCCCGGGGCGACCACGUCUCAAUGCUACCACGAGGGAAAGGUUUACGAGGGCGGUGACUUGAUAUACUCGACCCAGCCUUGUCAGCACUGCUAUUGUUUCCACGGUGACAUCGCGUGCGCCGUCCAAGAUUGCGGGACACCGAUGAAGACUCACGGAAAGAACUGCACGGCCCUGCCACCGCCCGAAGGGGAGUGUUGCCCGACCACGUACGAGUGCGAAGAUGACGGAGAGGUGGUGACGUUACCGAGAGGCGAGGAACGAUACUCGACGACCGAGGGACACGUUCAGGAGACCACUGUUGCGGUAACGGAAGCAAUUGAGAAACAACUCGCCGAAACGACGGAGGAGUCGUUCCCCGGCUCUGACAACGUGAUACCUCAAGACCACGAGGCCGCGAGCACCGAGCUGCCCGUCGAGGGCGCGUCGUCCACGGAGGAGCCGAAGAAGGAAGAGGCGUCGACUGGAAAAGAAAUUGGUAUCACGGAAGAAUACGCGACCGAAGGUGCGGUGGCAGCCGAGUCGACGCCACUUCCCGAGGAAGCGGGGGCGACGGAGGAAAAAGAGGGGAAGGGCGAGGAACUGGCUACUACACCCGCAGAAGAAACUACUCGAGAAGUGAAAGAAGGGGAAGAGCAACAGGUGGUUACCGAGCAGGCAAUAGUACCGGAAGAAGCGCAGACCGUAGGAGGAGUGGAGAAGGGAGAACGGCCUGAGUUACCAGCAAGCGGCGAGAAGGAGGAAGAAGCGAAACCAACGGAGGAAGAAAGCCUCGUUCCUGGCGAGGGAGAGAAGGAAGAAGAGCCAAGCGUCACCUCCGAGUCCUCUGUAGCUCUGGAGGAGGAGCAGCCGGUUGAAAAGUCCACGCGGUUGCCUGAACUUCCAAGCGAGGAGAAGGAAACAUCCUCGAUCCCUGAGGCGACAACGGAGAAGGGUUUGAGCGAAGAACAAGUGACGGAGGCGGUGAAGGAAACGGAAGGCCCUGCGAUCGUGUCCGAGCAGGAACAAAGAGGGACGACGGUGGUGCCUGGCGAAGAGAAAGGUGCAGAGGAAGCGGCCACGCCUGAAACAGAGGUGGCCACUGAAAAAUCUGUCCCAGAAGCUCCAAGUACCGAACAAGUUCCUGUGCAAGAAGAGGAAGAGAAGAAAGAGGAAGAGAAGCCAAUGGUGGAAGUCAGCACGGAGCAGCAGCCUACAGAGGCGGGUGUUGUUCCAACGGAACAUGGCGUAGAACGAGAAGCGACCACGGAAGCUGCGGCAGAAACGGAGCAGCCAGUGGUACACGAACAUAAGACAGGCGUGGCUCCUAAGAAGGAAGACGCGAUCCCUCCUGAAAUUCCUCCGGAACCUAUUUCUCCAGAGGCCGGCGAGAAACCGUUUACGGGUGAAAAGGCUGAAGAGGAGGAGGAGGAAACGCCGGUGAUCCCAGAACAGGGUCCGACAGGAAUUUCGAUCACGGAGCGUAUACCUGAAAGCAAAGCAGAGGACAAGGAAGCGGUGACCGAAAUGCAGGUUACCGAGGGCUACGUUGAUAUGAAGCCGCCAGAAUUUCACGUACCGAGCAACCUCGUGACCGAGGCUCCUCAGGCCAAGGAACCUUCGUCCACGUAUCUACCGGAAGAGCACGAAACGACGUCCGCUCCUAAGCAAGAGCAAACAGUGCCUAUCGAGCAAGAAGGGACCACGAUGAGGGGACAAUUGUCCGAAGAAGGAUCCACGACGGAGCCGCAACGAAAGGCGAGUGAAGAAGAAGUUUCCUCGGUUACCGAAAGCGAUCAGGUUCCAGGCGAAGAGAAAGAAGCGACGGAAGCAGCUCCUAAAGGCACCGAGCAACCCGCGCCGAGUGUCGAGGUAUCGACAACGCAGCAACCUUCACAGGAACAAGAGGCUCAACAGACGGAACAACCUGGCUUACAGGAGGAGCAGAGCACGGAAACCUCGUCUUCCGAGGUUUCGCCCACGAAGGAAACUUCCAAGGAAGAGCUGCCGACGAAGGGAUUGACUAUCGAGGAAUCCGAAGAAGUAACUUCAUCCGAGGAAGUGAACGAUUCCAGUGAGGAAGUUAGCAAAGAGAAACCGAUUGAGACGGAGAAGGGACCCGAGGAACAUCCGUCAGAGACGCCAACUCAGCCUUCUGUAUCCGAGGAGCAUCCGACGGAACAACCAGCAAUCGAGGAGCAUCUGACGGAACAACCAGCAGUCGAGGAACAGACUGUUGGAACUGAGAAAGUAAGUACAGAAAGUGCCCCGAUAGCUCCUUCGACGGAAGCUCCAAGCGGAGAAGAACGAUCCACAGAAGUGGUCCCAGAAGAGAAAGUUGUUACCGAACAAGAAGAGCGAGUCACUGUUGCGCCAGAAGAAGGUGUGCCAAGCGAGAAGCCUGAAGUCGGUUCGGAAGCUGCCGAAGAACAGGUGACUGAGAAACCAAUUGCUGGCAAAGAGGAAGCUCCUGUUACCGCUAAACCAGCAGAAGGCGAAGAGAUAAGCACAGUACCCGUAGUUAGCGAAGAAGGUGAAGCGAGCGAGAAACCUCUCGAAGAAGUUCCGAAAGAAGCUAUACCUGAAAGCACGCCAGCAACUCAGGAGGCUGAAGGAGCAACGGAAGGAAGUUUAACGAUCGAAGUUCAUCCAACAGUGGCGUCCAUGGAAGGAAAGACAGAAACGCCAGAGUCUUCGGAACAGCCUGUUGUCACACAGACCGAAGCGCCUAUAACCAAAGAAACGACUGAACAGGUAGAAGAAGAACGGAAAACGGAGGAGCCUACGAAGGAAGAAGAAGAACGGAAGACGGAGGAGCCUACGAAGGAAGAAGAAGAAGGGAAGACGGAGGAGCCUAUGAAGGAAGAAGAAGAACGGAAGACGGAGGAGCCUACGAAGGAAGAAGAAGAACAAACCGAAGGACCUGCAGCUGCGUCUCCAUCGACGGAAGAGACGAUGACAGAAGCAGGAGCAGAGAAGGAAGGAACUCAAACUCCUGUGGAGGAGCACACUAAAUCUCCUAUCAGCGAGCGUAAAGAGGAUGAAGAAAGCGUGAAAGGUGCUGAAGAGCCAUCCGAGAAGGAAGAAGGCGUUCAGAAGCCACCUCUUGAAGAAGAGAGGACAACUGAAAAGCCUGCAGGGGAGGAAGAAAUGACUGCAGUGCCAGAGGAAGCUGAAGUAACUGGAAAGCCUAUCGAAGAAGAGAAGCAACCCGAGGAGCAACCUAGUGAAGAGCAGCGACCUAGUGAAGAACCAACGAAGGAGGAAGAAGAGAAAUCUGUUGAGGGAAAACCGACUGAAGAGCCAGUAGAAGGUGAAAAAGUAACCGAAGAACCGACUAUUGAAGAGGAGAAACACGCGGAAGAAGAAAAGCCGACCGAAAGUCCGGUCGAGGAAGGAAAGACGACAGAAGAGAAGCCAACUGAACCUGUGGAAGAAGAAAAGGUGAGCGAAAAACCUGUUGAAGAAGAAGAAAAGCCAAUAGAAGAGGAGAAAGGAACAGAAAGUCCCAUGGAAGAAGAAAAACGUGUCGAGGAGGAAGGAAAAUUGGGAGAAGAAGAGAAGCCGACUCAGGAACCUGUUGAAGAAGAAGAAAAACCUAUUGAGGAGGAGAAACCAACGGAAAAACCUGUUGAGGAAGAAAAACCAACCGAAAAAUCUCUCGAAGGAGAACAACCUACGGAAGAACAUAAACCAAUUGAAGAACCUAUAGGAGAAGAACAACCUACUGAAGAGCAAAAACCAAUUGAAGUAUCGACUGAAUUGCCUGUUGAAGAACAAAAACCAACGGAAAGUCCUAUUGAAGAGGAAAAAUCAACGGCGCCUGAAGAAGAGAAACCUAGCGAGGAAGAAAAAUCAACUAAAGCGCCUGUACAAGAAGAGGAAUCGAGUGAACAGCCUAAAAAAGAAGAAGAAGAAGAAGUGCAACAAACUGAAGGACCUAUCGAAGAAGAAAAACCUACUGAAGAAGCGAAGCCAACUGAACAACCAAUAGAAGAGGAAAAACAAGAGCCAACUGAAAAGAUUGCCGAGGAAGAGAAACCAUCUAUCGAACCUGUCGAACCUGUUGAACAGGAAAAGACAACUGUGGAACCUGUUGCGGAAGAAAAACCAAGCGAAGUCGCACCCUCUCAAGAAACUGUACCAGUUGAAACUUCAACUGAAGGUCCUACGAUAGAAGAGAAACCCUCUGAAAGUGCCGAACCACUAUCUACCGAAGUUCCUAUUGUAGAAGAAACUGUUAGCCCGUCUGCUCCUAAAGAGAUAGCUGAAGCAUCGACAGAGCUUCCAAAAGAGAUUCCAGAGGGUUCCACGAUCGCUCCGAAAGAAGAAAUUCCUUCGCCCACGGAAGAAACGCAAACAGAAAUUGCUGGCACACCGCAGGAAAAAUUAACGGAAGCUCCCAUCGAUCAUGGCGAACCUUCUACAGAACCUACUAAACAAAUUCCAGAACAGCCCAUCGAAGAAGGAAGCACUCAACAACCAGAAUCACCUAUUGAAGCGACAACAGCGGCUGUUCCAAGCGAAGAAACAAUCAAAGAAGAAGGCAAAAUAUCCACCGAAGAAAAUAUCGUGACUGAAGUAUCACCGACCGAAUCUGCGUCACCUUCCGAGGAAACCAGUCCAGCGGAAGAAGAACAAAAGGUAUCUGUUCCUGAACAAGUUCAAACCGAAGCUCCAUCGAGAGAAGAGGGAACAACGCAAAUUUCUCGAGAAAAAGAAACCGAGGCUCCAAUGUUGGAAGAAAAGAUUAUAGAAGAAGAAGCAACGUCUGCACCUAAGGAAGGAGAAACUCCAGAAACUACCCCGUACACGGAAACAUCGUCAAAAGUCGGGACUGAAGGAGUCGUCGAGCAAUCCACGUUGGCUGGAGGAAUACCCGAAGAAGAGGUAUCGACGCAGCCUCCUUAUCAUAUACCACCAACAAUUCCAGGAGAGGGCAAUUGUCUCGUCGAAGGUCAAUCUUACAGCAACAACUCUGCGAUUCCUCCGUCGAAUCCUUGUCAACUCGCUUGCCGUUGCGUCAGCAGUAUUAUUCAGUGCGACCUGGUUCAAUGUCCACCGCCCCCGAGCCACUUGUCGAAUUGUAUGCCGCUUCACAUCGGUAAAGAUUCUUGCUGCCCGAUGUACGCUUGCGACUCGACGCCAACCGCUGGCUUGGAGUCCGAUAAUCACAUGAUCGAGCAUGAAACGCCUAAAUACGAAGAGGAGGAGAAACAGAAGACCGUACCACCUCUAGAGGCGGAACUUCCUAAGGAAGGAACAACGGAGGGCGUCGAAGUGAAAGAGCAUUCGACCACCGUAGCGCCGAAAAUAAUACCCGGCGAGGAAACAGGCGAACAGAUGACUGCUGCGCCUGGUUUGGCAGAAGAAGCGCAAACGACACCGAAAUCUGUCGAACCUGACCACACUCAAGCGACUUCCACUGUCGUGGAAGGUGCCAAAGAGGCCGAAGAGCAUACUCUUAGCCCAGUAGUGCCUCCGGUGCAGGUAGAGUCUUCUAGUCAAAUACCUUCGGAGGAAACUUCAUCAGAAAUACCGAGCAGUUCGGUAAAGAGCGUGGAAGAACAGGAAGAGCAAGCAACGGAGGUGCCAUCCCCUGAACAGCCAAUCGAGAAACAUGUUCCCGAAGAGCAACAACCCUCGAGUCCGGCAGCAGGCGAGGAACAGACGACGCAACCGAUUCAAGAAGAAGAAACUUCCGUUGGAAUUGAAAAGGAAGCUGCUACCACGGCGAAAUCAACGGGUGAACAACCACCGGAAGAAGAGGAAAAACCUGCAGAGGGUGAAGAACAAGUGACCGUCUCUCCCGCGAUCUCGGAAGAAGGUACGAGCCAAAGGUCCGAAAUUCCAAGUUCUACCCUCGUACCAGAAGGCCAGCCACAGGAAAGUGGCGAAACUCAGAGACCGUUGGAAGAAGGAACAACUUUGAGUGCGGAAUCGGUAACACAACCCGAAGAAGAAAGGAAAGAACAACCUGAACAGCCUACUCCAGAGGAUGAAUCGCAGACUGUCCAACCCAGUGAAUCAGAAAAACCAUCUCCUCCAACCGUGGAACCAUCCACUCCAGAGCAAGAAGUUACUCCUGUGGAACAGGAAACCGUUAAGCCCAUCGAAAGUGAAACACCUGGAACGACAAAAAUGGAAAUCUCUACAGAAGUUCCGGCGUCAGAGGAAAUAACUGAACCUGGCGUGACUAAGGAAGAACCAAGUAAAACUGAAGCACCUCAGGAGGAAGGAGAGGUCACGACACCAAGCGAGGCAGAAGCUCCAAAGAAAUCAGAGAUUCCUUCAACGGAGGAACAGGCUGUUGGAACUGAACCCGUUGGAACUGAACAACCUUUAACACCUACUACUUUAGCAGGCGAACAAACCAAAGAAACAGUUGCACCUGAAGGCACGCUCAAGGUGACUACGGAAGCAGUGACUGCAGAGGAGCAGCAUACGGAGAUACCUGAACAGCAAACCGAGGAACAAGUGGCAAGCUCGACCGAAUCUGUCGAGACGAGCAGCGAGGAAGAACCAUCGAUACCUAUCGAAACGAAGGAAACGACUGAAGAACAGGGUGUCACCGAAGAGCAGCGACCAACCGUCGUCGAAAGCAAGCCCGAAGAGGAAGCUUUACCUUCGUCCGAACCAACUCCACCAGCAGAGGAACAAACUCCUGCUCCGUCUGGCGAAGAGGAAGCUACAUCAUCCUCCGUUUCUCAGGAAACGAUUACGGAAGCUGCGCAUGAAGCCACCACGGUGAAAGCUGCCCCUGUGGAAGCGACUUUGCCUCAAGAACAAACUGAACAACCUGCUGCUGCUAUCGAGAAAGAAACGGUGGCACCUGUUACCGAAGAAACAGUUACGGAGAGAGUUAAGGAAGAAAGCGUUGAACCAGAGGAACACGUAACGACCGAAAAAGCAGUCUCUGUCGAAGGCGAAGAAACGCCUGAAACUACAGCGCCGGUUGAAGUUGCGGAACAAGUGACGGAGAAGGAGGAACAAGCGACAGAAUCUGCGGUGCCAGCUGAGAAGGAAGCAACAAUCGCUCCUGAACAGACACAGAAACCCGAGGAGGGAACUGAGAAAUCGAUUGUGGAAGGUGAGGAAGUUAAGAGCGAAGAGCAAUCUAGCGAGACACCUUCUCCGAUGGAUUAUACUCCAAGCCCAAUUUCACCAGAAGAGUCGAAAGAGAAGGAAGAGAAGAAACCUGAAGUAGUAACGGAAGGAAUACCGGAAGAGAAAGCGACAACUGUGCCAAGUGAAGUAACUCUGCCUUCAGAGGAGCAACAAGCUUCCGUGACUGAAAGGAAACCGGAAGAGGGUAUUCCAGAAGUGACUGAAGCGCCAUCGAUGGAAGAAGGGACAGCGAGACCGAUGGAAGAAGAAAAGGGAGAAGAACAAACGACUCCAGCAGCGGAGAUCGAAAAAGCGACUGUUUCCAAGACACCUCUCGAGGCUGGUCCAACCGAAGUGCCAGAGAAGAUAGUUCCCGAAGAAGUAUCGUCCGAAAUGCCGGAACAAGCGCUUUCCACCGAACAGCCUGUGCAACUUACGGAAGCUCCUGAGAAGAUAGCGCCUUCCACGGAAGCUCCAGAACAAGAACUUCCUUCCGAGGUUCCACCAGAGAAAGCUGCAACACCAGAGGCGCCGGAAUAUUCGACCGAACUACCUGAAAAAGCAAUUCCUGUCGAAGAAGUUUCUGAGAAGGAAGUUCCAACCGAAGCGCAAGAAGAAGCAAUUACUACCGAGACAUCGGAGAAGGAAGUUCCUGAAAUAUCGACAAAAACUCAACCUACUGAAGCGGCAGGAGACCAAGUUACAGAAGUGCCGGAGCACAUUAUUCCGGAAGAAGAAAAACCUGGCGAGGUAACGGAGAAGAUUGUUCCUGAGGAAGAGAAGCCAGUUGUGACCACAGAAAAAGUUCUUCACGAGGAAGAAGAAAAGCCUGUCGAAGUGACGGAAAGAGUUGUUCCCGAAGAAGAAAAGCCAGUUCAGACAACGGAAAAGAUUGUUCCUGAGGAGGAAAAGCCUGCUGAAGUGACCGAGAAGCUUGUUCCCGAAGAGGAGAAGCCAGCCGAGACGACGGAAAAGGAGCUUCCUCCUGAAGAAGAAAAGCCUGCGGAAACGACGGAAAAGACUCUAUCAGAAGAAGAAAAACCUGUCGAAGUGACGGAAGAGCAAAAACCAACAGUCGAAGGGGAACAACAAACAGCUAGGCCCGAAGAAGAAGAAGAAGUUUCUCAAACUACGGAAGAUCUUUCUCUCAAGGAACAAUUACCCGAACAAGCCGCGACCGAAGCUCCUCAAGAAGCGACCAAGCUUCCAACCAGUGAGGAAGAAGAGUUGGCGCGACCAACUACAGCAGCGGUUGAAGUUGAAGCGACGUCUCCUCAAGAAGAGCAGCCGAACCCCAUAACCGAAUCGACGGAAACUACAAUCGCGCCCGAGGUGCACGAAUAUACGACUAAGGAAGCGGAACCUUCGGAGGAGGCACAACUUGGCGUAACGAAAGCGCAACCUGGCAUGCCGGAAGCUCAACCUUCCAUCGAACCUACAGUCGAAACUUCUACUACGGAACACGAAGAAGAGAUGGCAGAACCAGAAAAGGCUCCCGAAGAACAUCCCGCGGUCCAAGCAUCUACGGAACAGCCUCAAGAAAAGAGCACCGUGGAACCAGCAACGGUUCCGGAGGAGCCCAAAGAGGAAGAAGCUUCCCCAAAACCUGAAGAAGAUCAACAAUCGACCGAGGCGUCCGUCGAAGAGCCCACGACGAAGGCUCAUCCGCUUCCAACAGAGCCGUCUCUCGCCGAAUCGAGCGAAGAGGAACAGGAGGGAGAAGUAGAAGAACCUGGAUUGCCAGAAACUUCCGGCUCGACGACCGAGAAAGAAGAAUCGGCCGAAGGCUCAUCGGAUCAUCACCUUCCGUCGAUGAACCAAACGUUCGAAGCCACUGAACGACCCGUCCAACCCACCCUUCACCAGCCAACGAGUACAUUAGCCCCUCAGAUACCCGAGUACUCCGACCAGGUAUCUGGAGAGGAGAAUCCGCACUUCCCGACGCACGGUGGAAGUUAUCUGUCGAAUGAAGACUACGACGAGGAUGACCAGGCGAUUUACGGACCAGGCACUUGCCGAUACGGCGGCAAAGUCUACGUCUCGGCUCAACAGAUACCAAGGGACGAUCCUUGCGACUUCUGCUUCUGCUUCAGAAGCGACAUCAUCUGUCUGCAGCAGAGCUGCCCACCACCGAUCCCAGGUUGCCACGAGGAGCCGAUCAGCGGUUUCUGCUGUCCGAGAUACGAGUGCCCGGUGUCGAUGGCCACGUCGCUCAACAUCACCACGACAACGACCACGACCACGACCACGUUACCACCUCAUUUCCAUGCCCAUGCAUACAAAGGAGCAGCGAAACGAAGCGGAUGUCAGAUUCGCGGCCAAGCGUAUCGCGUUGGAGAAGUCAUUAGGUCCGCGUCCGGACCUUGCCUUCAGUGCACUUGCGGUGGUGACGGGAACAUGAAAUGUGAUCCACGAGUGUGCAGCCCGGAACCGAUGUUGAGGCAAAUGAUAGCGGCGGCCACGGCGAGAAGGAGGAGAUGAGCCGUCCAACGAGAUCCCGGGGAUCCUUUGGACGAACAUACAAGGGAAAAAGGAAGUCUAGAGAGCUGGAUCAGUGUUGUAUAAAAGUGAAUUAAAAAUAUUCUAAACUAUCUAAAUAUCGCGGGAACACAGACUGUAAUGUGCUUCUGCGAUCACGAACUGAGUGGCCAAAACCGUAAACGUUUAUAUUAUAAUAUAAUAUUAUGUUAUAUAAAGAAGAAAAGAAAAGAGAGGGGGAGAAUGAGAAUAGGAAUAGAGAACGAGAGAGAGAGAGAAAGAGAGAGAGAGAUGAGUACGUGUAACGGA
This is a messenger RNA of Apis laboriosa (Himalayan honeybee), 11074 nucleotides long. RefSeq names its product titin. The coding region runs from base 530 to 10768 and encodes 3412 amino acids. Lineage: Eukaryota; Metazoa; Arthropoda; Insecta; Hymenoptera; Apidae. The transcript has 7 exons. Gene Ontology annotation, molecular function: protein binding. The record is from RefSeq and is a predicted model, not a curated record.